GGAGGGGGGAGCCCGGAGACCAGGUGCGACACAGCCCCGCCGCACCCACCGGUCGCGACGGCUUAAAAACACCGCGGCCGGACGGGACGGGACGGGACGAAGGCGCCGGAACCUCGGCAGCGGGUGGGAGCGGCCCAGGAUUUUAUUUCAUAUAGAUGUGAAGCUCCUAAACCAGAAACUCCUAUUUCUAAGGGCACCCAAGGAGAUGAGGUUUUUAGCCAGGCUGUCACAGGAACAGAUACUCCUAACACGUGAAAACCAGGAUCUGGGACACCCACGAGGGCUGCUUGGCUGAGGACAACAGGAUCAGGACCCUCCCUGCCGGGGAUGGACUGUGGACACUUAGCAGAGAGCAGCGAGGAGAUCUCCAGCCCGGGGGCAGAGCCCGAUUCCUCUGCCGGCAGCAGCACUUGCUGCCCGCCGCUGGCGGCCGGGCCGCGGGCCGGGCCCGCUCCCGCCCCGGGCCGCCCCGCCGCCGCCAACGCGGCCCGGGAGCGCAGCCGGGUGCAGACCCUGCGGCACGCCUUCCUCCAGCUGCAGAAAACCCUGCCCUCAGUGCCGCCCGACACCAAGCUCUCCAAGCUGGAUGUGCUCCUCCUGGCCACCACCUACAUCGCGCACCUCACCCGCAGCCUGCAGGAUGAGGAGGAGACACCGGGAGAGGGCCCGGGCACCCUGCGCGGGAAUGGGUACCUGCACCCUGUCAAGAAGUGGCCCAUGCGUUCCAGGCUGUACAUUGGAGCCACGGGACAGUUUCUGACUCACUCGGCACAAGGAGACAGCGCAAACCAUGGGGAAACAUCAACAUCUUCACAGAUCUAACCUCCCUUGAAAAAAAUGGUUAUUUAUUACACCUUAUAUAAAUAUAUAUUUAAGUUAAAAAAACUGUAUCUACAGACAAACUGUAAUUCCUGAAAUGCUGUUUGUAGAGGAGAAGGAAUUGAUUCUUAAAUGUAAUUAAUACCUCAUUAAGUUGACGUGACACAUCAUUGGUUUCUGUCACUGCUGGAUUUGAAUGAGGGGGAGCCGGUGGUGACUCCAGCAGCACCAAUCCGAGCAGCAGCAGCAAAGAGCUGCCAGCAGAGUCAAGUAUCCUUGUCCUCUCUAGGACAAGCGCUGUGAGAAAAGAGAGGAGGAGUUACGUGCUAAUGGCCAAGUACAGGGCAAAACAGGCUCGGGUGAAAAGAGAAGGGCAAGGCUAAAAAUAGCAACUGUAAUCCCACACAGACUUUCUCCACUGCUUAAAGCCGAUGGCAGAAAUCCCCUGACGGCAGCUGUCAGGUCAGGGCUCCAGCCAUCGGAGAGUCCUACACGUUUGUAGCUAUUGCUGGGAGUAUGGAUGCAUGUUCAUGGAGUAAAAAUGUGCUGAGAGACCUGUCCCUCCUGCUCAGAGUGCUGCAAUUUGGGCACUGCUUGUACCCACCCCAGGACUGUGCUGCAUGUUACACAGGGCUCAGGCUGUGCUUGCUCCCCCGGCACAGCCACCUGCCUGCUCACCACACCACGGCUCAUUUCUUUUAAGGGGUUCACAUGUUGGAGCAGGUGAACCCAAAGUGUUGGCUUGUUCACUUAAACAUCGGUAUUUAGGCAAGAAAAAAGGUGAAAGUACAUGCACAAAUGUCAUCUGUUAUAUCUGUUCUG
Molecule: messenger RNA, 1641 nt
Organism: Camarhynchus parvulus
Lineage: Eukaryota; Metazoa; Chordata; Aves; Passeriformes; Thraupidae
Gene: TCF24
Product: transcription factor 24
Exons: 5
Coding region: 328-822 (164 amino acids)
Biological process (GO): developmental process; regulation of transcription by RNA polymerase II
Molecular function (GO): DNA-binding transcription factor activity, RNA polymerase II-specific; RNA polymerase II transcription regulatory region sequence-specific DNA binding; protein dimerization activity
Source: RefSeq, a predicted model, not a curated record